AUGAACCUAAGACUCGAAGACGCUCUUCGGGAUUUCAACACCCCAAAAGCCGUAGAGAUCCUCGAGUCUAGCCAUAAUCUGUCACAAAAUGAGCUCAACUCAGCGCUCAGGAUUGCCAUCUCCAGCAGCAGCCCAGAUACUGCUAUAGAUCAUUUGCUCUCUCAUGGCGCCCAGAUCACGGAAACGGUGUUCUAUGGUGCUUCGGCAAGAAAAUAUGUGAUCUCAUUUCAAGCAUUCCUGGACCACGGUUGGGAUAUCAAUUCACUCGAAUUUGGCCAACCAGCGUUGAGGCUUGCUGUAGGAGAUGAACAGCUUGUUCGGUGGUUUUUAGAUCACGAUGCCGAUCCCAAUCUUCAAGGCACGAUAGGUUGCUCGAUCUUAGCAACCGCUGCUCUUCAUCCCUCGACAACACUCCUUGAGCCGCUAAUAUCACGUGGUGCACAGGUAUGA
Molecule: messenger RNA, 450 nt
Organism: Mollisia scopiformis
Lineage: Eukaryota; Fungi; Ascomycota; Leotiomycetes; Helotiales; Mollisiaceae
Exons: 2
Coding region: 1-450 (149 amino acids)
Source: RefSeq, a predicted model, not a curated record